AGCACGAUUGCGCUUAUAUUAUUAAUUUCGAGCAUUGUUUGCACAACCGGUGUACUAUUGCGAAGUGACUAUGAAAAUGGCACGAUGAAAUAUAAUUAUUCACCCGCACUGCCGCGCGCUCGUUUCACUGUUUUCGGUGAAUUGACAAUUAUUUUCCUUGCCUUGUGACAUCCAGAGCCUUUAAAGGGCUCCUUGAACAUCAAUAGCAAUGCUCGCCAUUAUUUCCAGUGCUUGGAAUUCGUUUGAGGGACUGAUAGGUGACUACAUAGACAUUGAUGUUACACUAUGGCUGUUAAUGCCUUUAUUGAUAACCUUUUUGCUUCCACUGGUGAUUGUUAUACUCUUGUACAUCACUGCUUUGAUACUAUAUGUUUACAGACUGCAUAGGCAUCGAUUGAGAAAUGCUUAUGGAACUGACUGGAGAAAUGCAUCCCGCAGUGUAGUUGCUGCCGUUUGGGACGCACACGGAUGGAUAUGGCACGGUUACGAAGUAGUUGGCAUUGAAAACAUUCCAACCAAUGAUCCAGUACUGUUUGUUUAUUACCAUGGAGCAAUUCCUGUAGAUAUUUAUUACUUCAUAUCCAAAGUGUUUUUAUUCAAUUCAAAACUAAUACAUACAGUUGCUGACAAAUUUUUAUUCAAAUGUCCUGGUUGGCCUAUUAUUUCUGACGUUUUAAAAGUCAUACCAGGAACAAUUCAAACAUGUUCAGCACUUUUGAAGGAGGGCAAUAUGCUUGCAAUUUCACCUGGUGGUGUCUACGAAGCUCAAUUUGGAGAUACCUACUAUCAUACCAUGUGGAAAAAAAGACUUGGAUUUGCAAAAGUGGCUUUGGAUUCCAAAGUAGCUAUAAUUCCAAUAUUCACAAAAAAUAUUAGAGAAGCAUUUAGAACAAUAAGCUGGGGGAGACGGUUUUGGUUAAGGUUGUAUGCUGCAACUAGGUUCCCUUUUGUUCCGAUUUACGGAGGUUUUCCAGUUAAAUUGAAAACUUUCAUUGGUAAACCCAUACCGUACGAUGGAAGUCUUACUCCUGAACAAUUACAAUUAAAGGUAGCUACAGCUCUUCAUGAUUUAAUAAGUCAACAUCAAAAAAUACCGGGAAGUAUAUUACGUGCGUUAUUAGAACGAUUUUAUGAUUAUGAUAAGAAACCUUAUGUUUCCGAAGAUACUGCGGUAAAACUGAGAAUAGAAUAAAUCGUUAUUUUACGUGCUGAAAAGGUGUGGAAGGUUAGUCUUUUUCAAGUUUGAGAAAAUUUUUAUUUCUUUGGUGACUUGUUUUUACAGCUCAUGAUUAAAAUACUUAAUACAUUAAUCGGUAAGUAGUGUGUUUCAAGCAUUUUAUUAGAAAAUUUUUAUUAUUUUUUGUAAAUUUAUUUAUUAUAAGCUUGCGUUCGGUCAUCGACGGUUGGGUAGUCGAUAUUUAGCGGUGAAGAAAUGAGUUUUAUAUUUCAUUUUUGUGGGCAAAGGUAGUGCAAUAGUUCCUCAUUAAAAAUUAUUAUAAAAAUUCUUAAAGUAUUAUGGAGAAGGUGCGUGAGAGCGACACUGACAAAUUUGAGUCACAAGCAUACAUAAUUUUCACUAGUGGUUGAAAUCACUUCAAAUAUACUACAGUUAUAAAUGUCGUACUUUUGAAGCAAAUAUGUUGAUUGUUAUUUCAAAACUCGAAUCUCAGAAAGCUGAAAUGUUUUAAUAAGUCAAAUCAAAACAAGUAUAGUUUUCUGCAACCAUGUAUGUGUAAUACUAAUUAUCAAUGUAGCCAUAUGACAUUUUGCAAAAUCUUCAUGUCAAAAAUUAUCCACGGACAGAAGUAAAUGUGAUAUUAAAAAAAAAUUUUAACUUUCUAACAUUCCGCUUCAUGUUACAACAUGUCAAUAAUACUACGUAUUACAAACAGCUUUUUUAUUGUCUUUCCACGGAUGUAAUUAUUCAAAUGUCAUUAUUAAUACAUAACUACCCAUCAUGUAUGAUAAUCAAUUUUGUAAGAAGCCGUUAUUAAUUAAUGAACUACCCGCUAAUGGCUUGAGUAAAGAAAGAAUUUUUCCAUGCAACUAUUAUAGUCAAGUAUUGUCAAAUAUUUACGUAGUAACAUUUGAAUACUUGAAAAAAAAUUACAUUAAAUACUCAUGAUAAAUGUAUCAUGAAUGGUUUGAUAAACGAUAAAAAAAACUGUAAAGUACUUAAAUACAUACAUUAUGUGUAAGUAUGUGUGCGCCAUAUGUAUCUCAUUAUGUAUGUACAGAUACGGAUUGUUUUGUACUAAUUUAACAUGUAUUUAUUGUUUUUAUACGUGAAACGUUCAGGAAAAAAAUCAAAUAAAG
Molecule: messenger RNA, 2316 nt
Organism: Copidosoma floridanum
Lineage: Eukaryota; Metazoa; Arthropoda; Insecta; Hymenoptera; Encyrtidae
Product: DGAT1/2-independent enzyme synthesizing storage lipids
Cellular component (GO): membrane
Molecular function (GO): acyltransferase activity
Source: RefSeq, a predicted model, not a curated record